Messenger RNA from Leguminivora glycinivorella, 1030 nucleotides. RefSeq lists its product as uncharacterized. The record is from RefSeq and is a predicted model, not a curated record. The coding region runs from base 83 to 1012 and encodes 309 amino acids. Lineage: Eukaryota; Metazoa; Arthropoda; Insecta; Lepidoptera; Tortricidae. The transcript is spliced from 6 exons.
CGCUGUAUGUAUUUUGUAAACACUGUUCUUUCGCUGCAGUUCGGCACUAGACCGCCCAAAGAAGGCUAGUUAAUAGGUAAAAAUGUUUUCGAAUAAGCUAAUCUUCAUUUUGCAAGUGUUACACGUCUGUUGCGGGAACUGGGUAAGUGCCUCAGAGUGGAUGUCUCAAGUGCAAGAUGAAUUUGGAUCAGUUAAAGACAUAAACGCUCGCAUGAAUUACGACGCGGACCUAAAACAGUACGAAGACCAAGAGCUCCAAAUUCCCACUGAAGAGCUCCCAAAACUAUCAAAAGUCAACGAGAGCAACGAAGGACUGGGUAGCUACGUGUCUACUCCCACGCUUCAGACAAAGCUAGAAGCAGCUCUGAGCGUUGCGAGGGAACUGCUAGCGAAGUUGAAAGAGAAAAUAGCUUUGGUGAGCGAACGGGAAACUACGCUGAAGGAGAAUAUUGCUACAGGAAGGUCCGGAGUAUCAGUGGUGACAGUCCAUACGCUAGCCGGAUCACCGCGUUCAUACCUCAUCCGCGAUGGCGCCUGGACGAGCUGCCAGGGGCUGCUGCAACUGUCGUACGGCAAAGGGGGGCCCUCGUGCGUCGGCGUUGAGACCCCGACGAAGCCAGACCCAUGCGUGUUCAACUCGGUUACCAAGUACGAGACGAUCCCGCUACGACGACGGGCCGAGUACAUGGAAGACGACUUUCUGUGCCUGAAGAGCGGCUUCAACACCACGCUGGAACGGUACCUGACCGUGCCUAGAACUGUUGUCAACGACACUUGCAAAAACGGUGUAGUACGAAGUCUAGAAGACAACGUGCAAGAAUGCGGAGUGCGCGUACUAUCGGAGUACGUGUACUACCCCGGGGCGGCGCGCGGCCCGCGCGAGUACUGCGACUCGGACCCGCCGGCCUGCCGCCUGCUCGCCGCCUGGCAUCUCUCCAACACCACCAUCGAGCACUUCGAGUUCCUGAAGGACGACCCCGCGUUUAAAGCGUUCUUUAUUAAGAGCCAGUGAAUAGAAAUAAAUUUUGUA